AUGAAGCUUCAGACUCUGCGUGUCCUCACGGCUCUGGCGGGUCGAAUUUGUGCUUUUCGUCACGACGGCAAAUCUCACAAUCAUCCUAAUCAACCAAGGCCACGUCAACAAGGUCCGGACGCGCUGGUCGAGACUACAGAGUCACCUGGUCUGUCCACGAGGGAGCCCGUAGAUGCUUCGGCGCAAAGAUCAACCUCACCGACGAUGAACACCAUGUCCAUCUCCAUAUCCGCCCUCGCGAGCACGAUCUCCUCGUCUCCGACCGUAAUUGCGCCACUGAAUAAUACCCUUGGCGGCACAAUCUCAUCAUAUAUGUUCCCUACGACGGUAAUCCAAGUCUCUGUCGCUACAAUAUGCCCUGGCGACACGGCUGCUGGUUCCAGCCUGCCAUUCUUCUCGAUGUCACCCACGACGAAUUCAUCGAGCAUGUCGACGCUGAUGACGACUGGGAGUGCAAGAAACACUAUCAGUGAUGAGACAGCGACAGGGUUGGCGACGGACUAUCUUCCCGUGCAAGUCAAUGCUACAGCAGUGUUGGCGGAUGGACGAACGACCGUGUUCUUGAGUACGAGUUCGACGGCUGUGAUGAGGACGGCUAACGGCACGAGUCCGACAUCAUCAUCUGCUCCACCACCAUCGGCCGGCACGAUGGCAGGAAAUAAUGGGACGACAAAUGCGGAUUCGACAACAACAGAAACAGCAACAGGCAGCAGCAGUAGUGGUGAUGAACGUGAUGGACGUGAAGACAAGGAGCCAAAUAACGACAUGGACCUGGCCCGCAUCAUUCUCGACCCUUCAGGCUGCCAGACCAUCUACUCCCCAGUUACGACGCAGAUAUGCAGCACGACCGUCAGACCCGGUGGUGGAAUGGUGCCCGUGCAAGUUACCGACUGCGACCAGUGGGUUACCUUUUCGAGUGAACUCGCUCGGUUUGAUGCUGAUGGGCAUUGUUCGGCUUUUGCUACGGUCUUUUCCGCAACUCCUACUACCACCGCCACUGCUACUGCAAACGAUGCCGAUGCCGAUGCUGCGACGGGUGGUGGACGUGUGAAUACGACAGGAACACCCAAGGGACCAGUGGCCUACUACGCAGCACAUUGGUACGAUCUCGCGGUCGGUGCGUCCUCGCCGGUGCCAGGCCUGGUCAGGGUGGAGAAUUGUCUCCCCUAUGCCACGGGAAUGAAUUGUGUGACAAGUAGUGAGAGUUGGAGCUUGGUGAGCAGCACGAGAACAACAACAAAGACAAGUGUUGUGAGCUUUUCCGGUCCUGCUAUCAUUACUUCGGGAACCUUCACAACAACAACGACGCUCUCCCUGUCCUCCACGGUCACCGCCAUCGCCGUCCUGACCGACUCGAAUAUCGUACGCAGUCGCCUCGGUGAUUCCGCAGCACCCACCAGCUCAGACAGAACGGUCACUGUCGCUGUGACCAUGCCAACCACAAAGACGUGGCUGGUCGAGUCUAUCAUCAGCCCAUCCCAAAUACCGGACGCUCAGACCGGUGCAGGCACGACAGUGGUAAUCAGACAGACAUUGACAACUACGCUGGGUGUGACGGAGACGCAGACCACGACGUUAUUGGCGGGGACCGCAACUUGA
Messenger RNA from Exophiala xenobiotica, 1599 nucleotides. RefSeq lists its product as uncharacterized. NCBI's taxonomy places the organism in Eukaryota, Fungi, Ascomycota, Eurotiomycetes, Chaetothyriales, Herpotrichiellaceae. The record is from RefSeq and is a predicted model, not a curated record. Bases 1 to 1599 code for a protein of 532 amino acids. The transcript is spliced from 2 exons.